Messenger RNA from Coregonus sp. 'balchen', 17325 nucleotides. Lineage: Eukaryota; Metazoa; Chordata; Actinopteri; Salmoniformes; Salmonidae. The record is from the annotation of a GenBank genome assembly.
CUUAUAGGACCACAUAGAAAAGUGACUCAAAAAUCUCAUAUUUCUCCCUGGCACUAGUCCUAGACACAGGCGCACAGUGACUCUUCUCUUUAUAUCAAACAACAGUCAUUCAUUUACCCCAGUUUGUUUUAGCUGUUACUGCAACAUCCACAAAGACAGAAGCAUCUCCCACUUCAGUUGUUAUAGUGCUGUUCAGUCGAUGUCAAAAAGCGUGCCGGGUAGUAGAUAUUAGACCAAGAAGAAACACAUCGAAUUGCGUGGAAGCCUAACGGAGAGAAGAUGCUACUGAAUCGUGUGGGAAUCACCGGGCUGACAGCGUGUUGCCUGGUGUUGCUUUUCCACUGUUUUGCUCUGACAGGUAAGGAUGUGAAGUCAAUUUUAUCAUGCAAGUUGCGUAUGAUGCGUAUUUUGGGGGCUGAGUGCAGAGCGGGUUUUGCCAUUGGGGUUCUCUAGUCUAAACGAUCUGACAUGGAAUUUGACAUCUAUAAAUUACUUAACAAACAUUACAUAGUUGUCAGUUGUGUAUGUUUCAGUGAGCUUUUUCUUUUGUCUGACAUGGAAUUGCAAAUGCAACCGUGCUGAUCACAAUUUCUAUUCUCUGAAUUAAUUUAUAUUUUGGUGCUUUAAUACCAAUCGAAUUUUCAAUUAAACCAAUAUUUAUAUCCGUUAACAUUAUCGUGUCCUAGGUUGAACUUGUAAUAGUGGAUUUAGUGCACCGGAGGGGGGCAUGUUGUUGACAUGCAGAGUCAAGCACUAGCAGUUUAUUAUAUCUAUAAAAGUUCAAAUGUAUCUAUUUCGUCCGUAUGAGUGGAAUCUACGCUCGGGAAGUGAAUUGGCUGUUCUUCAAGUAGUAUGUAGCCUGCGAGCCAAUCAGAAUGAGAAAUAGGCUCGUCACAUCCGCAGGCCUACGUCAAGGCUGUCUCGUUUUACAGGUGGGCGUGAUCUGUUGGAGGAAAAAGCCGGUUGUCAACGAACAAGGGCGCGGCUUCUGUACCGUGUAAGGAGGAAAUAUGAUCAUUUAGAUUUCCUUACAGUAAUGGUUUUAUUUUACUCCGUUGGAUAGCAUUUUUCGCAACAAAAUUCUGAUAGUUGCAGACAUUCUUGAUCACAAAUGUUAUGCAUUUGUAGGUUAAAGAUGUAGCAUAUGUCAAAAUACAUUCUCAAUUUGCAUUUAAAAUCAUAGCUUUUUUAUUCUAGAGAAGAUAAUAGUUGUCAUCAACAAUGAAAUGUAAAAGGCAUAAUAAUAGAAGAUGUCUGUUAUGAGCAAAAAUCUUUAGAUUGAUUAAUAUGAUAAAAAACCCACCAACUACCUUCACUUUCACUUCAGCAACCCAUAGUAGGAACUAAACACACUAUCAUACAACUCACAUGUCCAUUUAACCUAUUUGCUAACAUUAUUACAAUGUAUUACAUUGUAUUGUGAUGCAUUAACGGCAGUCAAGGCAAAUUCCUAAUUGGUUUCAGUAGGUAGUCUAAGGGUGAAUUUACCGGCCCCUAGGCUUAACAUUGUGUUGUGUAUUAGUCCAGUUGUGGCCCCGUUCUACUGUAAUCCCUCAAUCUUUAAGGUUGUCUCCCAAAUGGCAACAUAUUCCCUUUAAAGUGCACUACUUUUGACCAGAGCCCUAUGGCACUAUACCAUUUGGGAUGCAGACUAACUCCUGCUCCCAUGGAUUUGAAGAUUAGAACAUCCGUACAGUCUUUCUAGUUCACGGUAUUCAUUAAUGUAGUGAUUAAAUCUACUGCUGGCAUGUGUAGAGUGUGUAUGUCUGUGAGUGUAUGCGUGUGUGUGUAUGUGUGGGGCCCCAACAGUAGGUCUGCUGUUACUGUAAGUGUGGAGCCCCAACAGUAGGUCUGCUGUUACUGUAAGUGUGGAGCCCCAACAGUAGGUCUGCUGUUACUGUAAGUGUGGAGCCCCAACAGUAGGUCUGCUGUUACUGUAAGUGUGGAGCCCUAAGGGGCUGUAUUAGUUGACACUAUGGAGAGUAAUGGGAGAAUCCCUGUAGAGUUGCAUCAGUGGUUCUAGAAUAGAAUAGAUUCUAGAAUAAUCUCCAUAUGAAUCCUGCAGCCCCAAGAUCUUCUAUAAUAAUAUAAUAAUAUGCCAUUUAGCAGACGCUUUUAUCCAAAGCGACUUACAGUCAUGCGUGCAUACAUUUUUGUGUAUUGGUGGGCCGGGGAUCGAACCACUACCUUGGGUUACAAGCGCUGUGCUCUACCAGCUGAGCUACAGAGGACCAGGCAUAGCAUGAUGUACAUUCUCCUAACACACCAGAUCUCUCAAUCAGUCACCAGUGGCAUGUAAAAACACCCGUAAUAACCUCACAAUGAAGGUCCAAGUGGAAUUGGAUGACCUAGUAUAAACCAAGUGCAGUUAGAUUAUCUAGUAUAAACCGAAUGCAGUUGGAUGAACGAGCUUAAACCAAAAAUGCAGUUAGCUGAACUAGUAUAGACUGAGUUCUGUUGGUUUAACAUCUUGACAGAUGACCAUCAGACGUGUCACCUAGUUCUAAAUUAAUCUGUGGCUAUGGAAAGACCAAGCCCUGACCUUUGGCAAGAUUUGUGUACACAAACACACACUUUUCUCGCCACUGUGUGUGGGUGUGUUUGUGUGUUUGUGUGUGCCACUGCCCACGCGCCAAAACAAGCAGAAAUGCAUAGGCAAACUAACUUAAAGGAACAAGCCUGUCACACACAAUGACAAGGGCGUUGAUGAGGACUCCAAUAAUAGCCUCACUUUUGACCUAUGUGGAUCGUCCUCCUAUUGUCAUCCAGUGUAGCCUUUCAUACACUUCAACUCGAGCUGCAGAGACUGUUGGUGUUGCUGCAAAACAAUAUAGUAUUUUCAGCUCUAGUUUUACAUUGACAUUUUAGUCAUUUAGCAGAUGCUCUUGUCCAGAGUGACUUACAGUUAGUGCAUUCAUCUUAAGAUAGCUAGGUGGGACAACCACAUAUCUCAGUCAUAGUAAGUAUAUUUUUCCUCAAUAUAGUAGCUAUCAGCAAAAUCAGAGCUAGUAAGGGGGAAGAGUCAAGUGCUAGUGUUAUUUAAGAUACUCUUUGAAGAGGUAGGGUUUCAGAUGUUUUCGGAAGACGGGCAGGGAUUCUGCUGUCCUAGGUUCAGGGGGAAGCUGGUUCCACCAUUGGGGUGCCAGGACAGAGAAGAGCUUGGACUGGGCUGAGUGGGAGCUGCCCUCCCGUAGGGGUGGGAGGGCCAAGAGACCAGAGGUGACAGAAGGGAGUGCUCGGGUUGGGGUGUAGGGUUUGAGCAUAGCCUGAAGGUAGGGAGGGGCAGUUCCUCUUGCAGCGACAUAGGAAAGCACCAUGGUCUUGUAGUGGAUGUGAGCUUCGACUGGAAGCCAGCGUGGAGUGUGCGUAGGAGCGGGGUGACAUGGGAGAACUUGAGAAGGUUAAACACCAGGCCGGCUGCAGCGUUCUAGUUAAAAUAUAUAAAAGUUACAUUUGGGGCUAUUGGAAAGUCUAUUGCAGACUGGGUCUGGUGUUUAGUGAGCACGUCCGUUCUCUUCCAUCCGUAGUGAAAACACCAACGUUAAAUGACCUUACAUGGUCAAGUUGUCAUCAAGCAGGCAGUUAGUGCAGUGGAGUGUUUAUUAAUAGAACCUGAUGAAGAUGAGGAGAUGGGGAAUCUCUCUAUAAAAUGUUUCUGUCUCUUUUUUUCUCUCUUUCUCUCCUGCUCUCUCUUUCUGUCCCUCUCUCUCUAACUUUCUCUCUUUUCCUCUCUCCUUCAGUGUCUCUUUCUAUCUCUCUUUCUCUCUCCUCACUCAGCAUCACGGCUAAAUCAAUCGCAGUGGUUUCCGUUGUAUGUAGGCAGCUAUAUAAAGGUCUAUUCAGGUCAUGAUGUAACUUGGCGCAAAUGCUAACCUUUUAAGACAGUAGGGCUUCCUCUAUUUGACUGUGAGCCAGCAGCAGUGGAUAGGCCCUUACAGUAAAUUGGCCACAUCCAACAAGCACUUAACUACAUUAAGGCCCUGUCCAGAUGGCAGCUGUGGACAGCUGUGUGUCUCUGCUAGUGGUGCGCGGGUCAGCUGUUUUUCACCCGCACCCGCCCGCAAUUGCUAAUAACCCAUCCACAACCGCCCGACUAUAUGUGAUAAAGUGAAAAUCUGAGGCCCACACCCGACCCUAACCCGCUAAUAUAGAAAAUGCACAAUAAGCUACAGUCAAAGAAGGCAGAAGGAUUUUUUGACAUCAGUUUGACCAGUUGUAAGGAAAAAGAAAGCUGUGAAAACGACCCGAUCCAACAUGUUUCUAAUAAGAUUUCAGUUGGGCUUCGAUGCAUAUUUUAUGUGGAAGACAGCACUUCUACAGAUGGUAUCUAACUGAGCAUUGCAUUCUCUCAAGAUGCAGAAAGAAAUCAUAUUUCUCCACUCCUGUUCCCAAGUCCAAAUUUUGCCUACAUUUGGUGUAUAAUUUUCCUGCAAGAAAUGCUUAAUUAAGGUAUUGUUUCUCUUUAUUUAACCCACCUGCCACCCAACCGCCCUUCAGCCACACAAUAUUUAAUGACUAUAAACCUGUCCGCCCCGCGUAUAUAACCGCUGGGACUGCGGGAUAGGAGUCUACCCCCUCAUCACUAGUCUCUGCCUCGCUCUGUCUGUUUGUCUCUCUCUUUGUUUCUCCCUCCCUCUCCUCCCCCUUGGGUCAAAUUUGGUGGGGAUAGCGUCAGGCAUAGGAAGGAGAAUGCGAAUCAGGUGACUUGCCGGUAAUUCCAUUUGCAAGACAGACAGACAUGCAGACAGACAGGUUGGCUGACAGGCAGAGAGACACCAAAUGAUGUGCUGAUUGGUGAAUAAGGAAGGUUGCUGAUAAUGGCUUUUUGGUUCUUAGAAUCUGAGAUUAUUACACAGUAGUUUACAGGCUGCAUGCAGAGCUAGUUUGAAUGGGAUUUGUUGGAACUAAUGAAAAAUACCCUGCUGGUACAAUUGGUAGAUUUGUUAAAGUAAUGAUCCACUCUAAAUACAACAGGAGUUUCCACUCACUUUGUCUGAAGUCGAUUCCCCAAGACAGUUUUUUUUGUAGAUGAAUUGUGAAGAAAACCAAUGCAAUACAAUACAACUAUUAUCCCUCAAGGAAAGGCAACAGAGAAAUCACCCCAUCUUUGUUAUCUUCAUUUAGUUUAGUCACAACCUCAAAGACAAACAGAAUGCCCAUAUGGUGACUCACUGUACAUACAGUAUCUGUACAGACCGCAGGCGGACUGCAUUGAGUGGGCCCAUAAGGAAGUUAGGCAGACAGGAACCAAACUUCUAUUUUAUGAUUAUGUUUAUUUAAUAAUAAUUAACUGUAACCUGAACAGUGUACCACAAACAAACUUCCUCCGUCUUCUGUGCUUGGUUACUACGCCAAGUACAUAGCUUAGUUAUCGAUCAAUGACUAUGCACGACACACACACAAAUACACGCUGACAUCACGAUACACCCAAACUGGGAGAGAGAGCUAUGUAUUGCAAUUGCGUGGCCCAAUCUUUCCAGCCAGACGGUUUUUGGUUAUAUUGUAAGCUAAACUUGGCCUCUGAAAUGGAAAUAAGUUUCCAUUCAGAACUGGCGGGGCUUUUAAAAGAUAAACCCCUUACCACAUCCUGGGAAAAUAACUCUCACGCACUGUAUUUCAAUUAGAGACUAAGUUGAAUACAGUACAACUCCUCUAUUACCCAAUGUAUAUCUAAUCGUAUAGGCUACACAGAGAGAGUGCAGUACAGUAUACUUGGGACUGGAGAUUUGUGACCCAGAGAGAGAAUGGUAGAGAUAGUUGUGACGUACAGUCUAACAUACACACAGAUGCCUGUUGAGAGAGGACAGUGGGCUAUGCUGCUGGAGGUUGAGAGACUUGUGACCUAGAGGGAGAAUGGUAGAGAGAACACAGUAUGCAGCUUGAGAGACUUGUGACCCAUUUGUAGAUGAUGGAGGAUUAGCAGGAGAGUAACGUAAAACAGCCUGUAGGAUUUGCAUUUUUCGAGAGAGAGAGAGAGAGAGAGAUGUUUUCCAUGCCAAUAAAGCCCCUUGAAUUGAAUUGAGAGAGAGAGAGUUUGGGAGUUAGGAGGUCAACAGGGCCAGAACAUGUCCCACUUUUGAUUUCACCAGAGGGAUGAACAACAGAGAAAUAGGGGAAAGAGGAGAUAGAAAGAGAGCGAAAGAGAAGAGGGGACGGACAGACACAUACAGACAGAGAGUGUGGGGAAAGAGGAGAGACAGACAGAGAGAAAGGGGGAGGGGAGACAGAGAGGAUGGGGAAAGAGAGAGAGGCAGAGUGCGUGUCAGGGCCAAGUAACGUCUCCGUUUUCACUUGCACUUGAGAGACUAUAUAAGUCUCAGGGCGAGCUAACAUUGGGCCAGCCUCUUAAAUGUAUCACCACUCUCUCCAAGAACAGCUGGAAUAGGUUGGGGGGGGGGGGGAACUAUUCCUGGAACCUCCACAUCUGGCAGCACGCACAGCCUGGGGUGUGUGUGUGUGUGUGUGUGUGUUUGCGAGCGGGGGCGUGCAUCUGUGUGUAGGGGGGGGGGGGGGGGGUUGUGUGUGUGUGUUUGUUUGUGUGUGUGUGUGCAGGACUGUGUGUGUGCGUGUGUAUUGGGUUCACUGGAAACACAGUUACAGUCUUGGCGAUUACAGUGCCUGGGCAUCAUAAUGUAGGCUGUGGUAGCAUUUGAGGAGAGGGGUUCAACAGUUGUUGGUUUUUCCCAUGAAAGCCCUGAUUGAUCAAGUCAGGCCAACAUUUCUCAAGACAAGAGAGUCUUAUGAAAUGAUAGUCCACAUCUCUACAGGAAGGUGUGAGCAUUGGUGACAUCACAUGCCAAUAGAUUGAGCAAGCAUCCUCUAUCUUCCGAUCUUCUGAAACUAUUUCACUAACUCUCUGUGUAACAACCGGCUUUAUGACUUGAGUCAGGCUGGUGUAGCCGCGGUUACUAUUACAAGUGUCAACAUCCGACAGCUUAAGUUCCGAAAAUUCCAGCCUUAGUGACCGGUUGUGCCCCACCUCCCCCUGUGGCUCUCACUAGUGCACUUGUUAUGAGUAUUAUGAGGAAUGUCCCUCAAGGGCCAAUCAGCAGCUGGUGGUGUGAUUAUGACUCCUCCCCCCUUCCAUUGUCUUAAAGAGACAGCCGUAGGCUCUGACUCAUACUCUGUUGCUUCAGGCACAGCGGAAUUUGACAGUGGAGAGAGAGAAACUGACUUACAGUGACCGAGACCUUGCAGAAUAUUGAAGGCUCCAUGCUAGCUCUACCUGUUGGCUCUUACUUCCUUGUUGAAGAUAUCUUCGCUUUGAUCGGUUAAAUGCGUUCAACGAGGUUGUGACCUCAGCAACCUAAAAUAAACUGGGUCGUUUUGGUCUUAAAUCUCAUUUCACUGUUAUUAUUGUUACUCAUUCAUAGGCCAAUGGUGUGUGGGUGUGAGUUGACACUUGUGUGUGUUCUGUUUGGGCAACCUCUUGUCCUGCACUAAUUUCCUUCUUUUUAAUUUUACAUGAGAAACACACAAACAGUAGUUGCCAAGCAACAUUCUUGAGUGCAUUACAAAAUGGCCGUCAAGUUCUCACUGUCUGCUGAAAGACCAUGAGAUACAGUAGCUCCAGUGUGUGAAUAAUAAGAGAUAAGAGUCUCUCCCAUGGGAAACUCCUUUACUUCCUGUUUAGAAAUGCUCCACAUUGUAGUCAUAUUACCUCAUAUCCUGUUCCUUUAUCUCUGGACUCUCACUACUGUAGCUCUUAUCAUAAUUGCUGGUCCCAGAGGGCUACUACAACACAUCGUAGAGGGUGUGUUCUUCUCACCGACAACAAGAUAUAAUCCCAAUCUUAAUGGCCAUCAGAUGAUCGCCCUGUGUUGCCAGCGAGCGUUGUUGAACAUUAACUGAGGGAAGUUACUUUGUUAAAUGUUAGUUAACAUCCGUCACUACUACAGACUCUUUCCCUCGUCUGCGUGAGCAUAAUGUUAUGUGGUGCUAGUGUCACAUGACAGAAAAUAUAUAUAAUGAAAUAUUGCCCUAUUUUGUAAAAACUCACUGAGUCAGUAUCAAAUCCACUCUGUUAAAACAUCAACCUUGUAUAUUACACCUAUGAUAGAUGUAUAAAAUAUUAAAUGUUUCUUCUCUGUCAACCAUUUACAGUUAUCCUGUGUUUUUCUUCCCCUAGAUGCUGCUUAUACGUGUGGGACAAGGCAGUUCAGGUGUGGCAAUGGGAAAUGCAUCACCAGCCGGUGGGUGUGUGACGGAGGUGAUGACUGUGGUGACGGAACUGACGAGCUGCCAGCCACCUGUGGUGAGUGACUGACUCUUCCUCCUUCUUCUUCUCUCUUCUCAUUCUUCUCAUCCUCCUUCUUUUCCCUCUCUUCUUCCUUUUCAUACUCUUCUUCCUCAUCCUUCCUCUGUUCUCCUCCUCCUCUCGUCCUUCUCCUUCUCCUCUGCCUCCUCUUCAGAUAAGAUAUAGCUGCUAAGAUUUAUCACACAGACUCUAAUGUCUCUAUCUGUUCAUGUCUCUCUGUCUCUCCAGAGGCUAAGACCUGCCUGCCCACUGAGUUUAGCUGUGGAGGCCCACUGAACAAGUGUAUCUCUGGAACAUGGCACUGUGAUGGCAAAGCUGACUGUGAAAAUGGAGCUGAUGAGAAGAGCUGUGGUAAGUACUGAUGUAGGGUCUUAAUUUGAUCACAUGUUGCAGGAAAUGUAACAUUUGAAGUGUAUGUGAGGUUUUAAAAGGUUAAUGAAGUUUGUAAUUUCCACUUUAAAAUUUGACUUGAUUUUCCCUCACGAAAAAUGUAUCAACCUCUACAGAAAUGUCCAUUAAUUAUAAUCCACAUAAUAAUUCACAUUUCCUGUUGCUGCAGGAUUCUUUUCCUUCUGUAGCAAACUGGCUCAAAUGAAUAUCCUACAUAUUUUUCCAUUCACUAGUCUAGUCCAAUACUGUAUAUGCUGUAGCCAACUCUUCUAUCGUUGUCAUACCUGAUAAACUACACUGCAUUCCCCACCAUACUGGAGACCAAACUGUUCUGUUCAUCACUGAUUACCUCUGUAGUUAGUGCACGAUGAUGUGUUAAGACUUCAGUUUGUAAUCACUAACUGGUACUUUCACCACAUGACUAUGGUCCUUGUGUCUACUCUGUACCCAUUGAACCCUUAUACAAAAACCUCUCAUAUUCUUUUAGUGACAAUAAUAUUUUUAUUACAGACAUAAUAACAUCCUAAAGACACAAUAGAGUACCAAUACUGCAUCACCCAGUCUCAAACCUUCCAUAUUCCUAACCCUCCAUCUCUUAACUCUCCCUUCCUCCCUCCAGCCGCAAAGAACUGCACCGCCGAUGAGUUCCGCUGCUCCAACGGCCAGUGCAUCUCCGUCUCCUUCGUGUGCGACAAGGACAACGACUGUUCCGAUAAUUCUGACGAGACUUCCUGUCCCACCGUCACCUGCAGUCCCAACGCCUUCCAGUGUAACAACUCAGUGUGUGUACCGCGUCUCUGGGCGUGCGACGGAGACGCCGAUUGUGCAGACGGUUCAGACGAGUGGCCCCAGAACUGUGCCGGGAGGGACACCAAACCGACAACAAAGCCUUGUGGGCCACAUGAGUUCCACUGUGGGAGUGGGGAGUGCAUCCAUAGGAGUUGGAGGUGUGAUGGAGGCAAGGACUGUCAGGAUAAUUCAGAUGAAACCAACUGCAGUGAGUAGAACGUUUUUUGACAAUAUUCUACUCUGCUUCUUUCCUUUCUCUCUGAAACAUCAAUGCGAGAAAAAGGCUUAUUUAGUUCAGUGUUUACAAAAACCAAUGUUCAUCUCCCAGGAUAUACUGUAUGAACAGAUAUUAAACUAAGGGACUCUUAAGAGAAAAUCCCAAUCCCUCUUUCUUUAUCUGUCCAUCUGUCUCCCCCUUGCUGUAUUGUUUAUCUAACCUACCUCUCUCUCUCUCUCUCUCUCUCUCUAGGUCGGCCCACCUGCCAGCCAGAUGAGUUUCAGUGUAACGAUGGCUCCUGUAUCCAUGGUAGCCAUCAGUGUGACCGGCAGUUUGACUGCAGGGAUCUGAGCGAUGAGAUAGACUGCAAGAACGGUGAGGCUCAGCCCUAAUGGACACACAAACACACUCCCUAUAACCGUACUAUAUGUCUAAUCAUAUUAUCUUUCUUAUUCUCCCACCAGGGGAUGAGUGUGAGGGCCUGUAUAACUUCAGGUGUAAGAGUGGGAAGUGCAUCACCAUGGACAAGGUGUGCAACGGGCAGAAAGACUGCCGAGACAUGUCCGACGAACCUAUCAGCGAGUGUGGUGAGUUGGAACCAUAGACAUAUACUGAGUCCCAAAUGGCACACUAACCCUUUUAUAGGUCACUACUUUUGACCCUGGGCCCGUAGGGAACUCCCUUUACACCCACAUACCAUUCAGUUGAAAACAGAGGAGCGAGACCAGCUAGGAACAUAUGAUGGAGACAGCUAGCCUAGUAGCUCAGGCCAGUCUGGUCUGGCCAAACUAGUUAGUGGUUGUAAAGAGUGAGGUCACUGGCUUAGUCUUGCCUAAGGAAACAGGCUGUCAUCAUGGACAUUGAGGAUGAUGGUUGUUUCUUAUAGAUUUCUAGAUAGAUAUAUUUCUUCUAACUGAGUUUCGGUCUGAUUCUGCAGGCAACAACGAGUGUUUGACCAAUAACGGCGGUUGCUCUCACACCUGUACUGACCUGAAGAUUGGCUUCAAUUGCUCCUGUCCUGCUGGGUACAGUCUGGCGAAGGACAAUAAGAAAUGUGAAGGUGUGCAGAAAUAAAUGUUUAUAUGACACUGUUAUAUGACUCUGAACGCAGCUCAGAAUAUUGUAAUAACUCUGAGCUCUAAGUCACUAUUGUGACAAGUGCUGGAUUAGAUCGCAGGACGUUGGAUUUGGAUCAAAUCAUACUAUUAAUUGCCCCAACUGACCCCUGACCCUGUCUUCUGACCUCUAACCCUGUUUUUCCUCCUCUUGCAGACAUUGAUGAGUGUGCCGACCCAGACGCCUGCACCCAGAUCUGUGUGAACAUCCUGGGAAGUUACAAGUGUGAGUGUGAGGAGGGCUACGAACUGGACCCCAAGACCAAGACCUGCAAGGCUGCCACAGGUACGUGUGGGAUGGAGGGAUACACUAGCUAAGCUACAUUCCGACAGCCACCCCAGCAUACCACUUAGAAUGCAUGCUUGAUAGAUUGCUUGCUAGUGUGGAUAUAUGAACAGAGCCUUGGGCGGAAUUCUGAUGUGGUUUGAACCAAUCAAAGCAAAGAAGAGGUUUAGGUAGCUUCUCUGAGGCCUCACUCUUAAACGACAACCUUCUAAAUGUGAUUUAAAUAUAGUUAAGUAAAGUGGCAGAUUUGAGGCCCACUCUUUUACUGUAAAUGACAACUUUUUAAAUGUAAUGUUAUGUCUUCCAGGUACUGUCCCCUACCUGUUGUUCACCAACCGCCACGAGGUGAGGAAGAUGACUGUAGACCGUAGAGAGUACGUCAGUGUCAUCCCUAGACUGAAGAACGUGGUGGCCCUCGACAUGGACAUGCCUGGACACAAGAUCUUCUGGUCUGACCUGUACCACAAGAAGAUCUACAGGUGAGGACCUACUGGGGGAAGGGUUGUGUGUGUGUGUGUGUGUGUGUGUGUGUGUGUGUCUGUUUGCAUUUGUAUAUAUCAGCAAACAGCAGAUAGACUGUAUUCUUUCGUUAACAAACAGCUAUUUUGUCCUGCACCUUCCCCAGCGCCAACAUGACCUUGGCAGGGGACUCCUCCCACCACAGCGUGGUGAUUGACAGCCAGAUCGAGGCGCCGGAGGGUCUGGCCGUCGACUGGAUCCACGGUAACAUCUACUGGACGGACAGCGUGCUCCAGACCAUCUCUGUGGCAACCACGGACGGAACACGGCAAAAGACGCUGGUCAGUGAAGGACUAGAGAAACCAAGAAGCAUCGUGGUGGACCCAGCCAAGAAGUAAGAAACUUGGGUUUUGAUUGAUUGAUUUUAUUAGCCUUGUUUGGGUCAUAGCCUAUUGAUCUGUAGUCAUUAGUAUCAUGCUCAAUAGGGCGUUGACUGUCAUGAAAACAAAAAAGGAAAUUACUUCUGAAUGAUAAAUCUUUGACAGGAUGCUUUUGUUGUCGACAUUUUAGAAUAACUGAAUGAGAGAGGAUCUCUUUUGCAACAAGAAAUAUGGCAAAGGCUCAAUGUGUCAGUGUGUGUGAUUUUCUUUUCUCUAAAGACUUCCAGAUGUCUUACAGAUGUUGUGUUGUGCUGAAGUGUGUUAGAUGUAGGAGUUUUGACUGACGGUAAUGUGUCUGGUUCCAGCUUCAUGUACUGGACUGACUGGGGCAACGAGGCCAAGAUCGAGAAGAGUGGGCUGAACGGAGCCGACCGUGUUGCCUUGGUAACGGACAACAUCAUGUGGCCCAAUGGCAUCACUCUGGGUAAGAAGAGUCCACUGAUUGGACACUACAAUAUAGUGAUGUGUGAUUGGACACAUUGUAAUUUGCUGUCUCACAUGAUUCUUAUACUCAUAUACAGAACAGAGGAGCUUUUGUGUUGGGUUAUUGUUGGAAGUUGUAUCAUACUGUAGGUGUAAAUUAUUUACAGAUAGAGAUUUAAGCAUUUAAAUAAUCUGCCUCGUCAUCAUGAGUGGAAGCAUUGUUUAUAAGUUAAUGAUUAUACAGUUGGAUUUGCUCUCUAACUCACUCUCUCUCUCUCUAACAGACAUGGUUAACCAGCGUCUGUACUGGGUGGACUCUAAGAUGCACACCCUCUCCAGCAUUGACGUCAACGGAGGAGGACGACACACACUCAUCUACAACGAGGACAAGCUGGCUCACCCCCUCUCUCUCGCCGUCUUCGAGGUAAAUAGUGAUAUAAUGUGGACAUUAAGGUCUCCCUAACUGGAGUUCCAUCUGGAGUAUAGUUAUGGUCAGGUCCUAGAGGAAUUGUAGGAAGGGAAAAGGAGAUUAACUGAACCAGCACAGUCCAGUCCAUGAGGGUAAUGGUUACAAUCCAACCCCAGAACCUCCUCUAGGUCCCUGGGUCGAGCACCAUGGCCUUCCCCCUCUACCCUGGCUGUGGCCCCAGAACCUCCUCUAGGUCCCUGGGUCGAGCACCAUGGCCUUCCCCCUCUACCCUGGCUGUGGCCCCAGAACCUCCUCUAGGCCCCUGGGUCGAGCACCAUAGUCUCCCCCCUCCACCCCCUCCACCCUGUCUGUGGUAGCUUUAAUUAAAGGGGAUUUCCAGGUUCAGAGUCUUGCUCACCAGCCCGGUUAAUGUGUUUAGACAUGCAGCUAGCCAGCUAGCCAUCUUUUCCUGUAUUAGUCCAACAAAAAUCCAUCCAUCCAUGUAGCUGCUGAAUGGAGACCAAACUGAUCUUACAGUAUCCAGGCCAUAGGAGGUUUAUAAGCCCCAUAUCUGAAACUGUUGGUUUCCCCCGUUUCAAUUAGGACAGAUACAGUAUAAGUCUUUGUGGAUGGUUUUGUAAGUGCUGUAUGUACGGACUAUGUACAGUUGGUUAACUUUGGGUAACCUAGUUUUUCUUCCUUUCUCUCUUUUUUCUGGUUUCUCUCAUUUGCUUCACAGGAGAAAGUAUUCUGGACCGACAUGGGUGACAGAGUGGUCAUGAGCGCCAACCGCCUGACAGGAAAUGACAUCACUGUACUGGCAGAGGACCUGAUACAGCCAGAGGACAUCAUUGUAUACCACAACCUCAAGCAGCCCAUCGGUAUGGCAACGCACGCUUUUUAAAAACAUAACAAAUCUCAUAUGAAUGACUGUAAUUAACUUUAAAAGCUGAAUCAGGUGGUCUAACGCUCACUCUCUCUCUCUCUCACACAUUCUCUCCCCUCUCUCUCCCAUAGGAAAGAACUGGUGCACAGAGAACAACUUUGUGAAUGGAGGUUGUGAGUUCCUGUGUCUGCCUGCUCCCCAGAUCAACCAACACUCCCCUAAAUACACCUGUGCCUGUCCUGAUCAUAUGACCCUGGGGACAGACAUGAGGAAGUGUGUGGCAGGUAUGUGUUUUCCUCUGUCGAACCCUAUGGAACUUUACAGAAGGUGCAACUCUUGCCCUGUAGACCCCUUUCCUGCAGUCAAAUGACCAGAUCACCCUCUAGUAGCCUCAUGGGUGGAAUGUUAUUAAUAUUUUUAUAUUUUCAUUAUUAAUCAACAUUAUUUUAAAAAACCUGCCAAAAAUCAGUUUAAGACCAUAUAUUUUCUUGUUAAAAGGUAGUUCAAAACCCAAUGGAUCUCAAAGUGUUACAGAGCUUAUCCCCAUACUCACUGUUUAUGGUCAUUUAACCUUUUCUCAAACUAACUGACACAUUCUUAUGUGUCUAACCUCUAACCUUUGGUGACCUUUACCCCUGUCUCUUAUCCCAACAGCUUCAACAACUACCGCUUCCCCCACCGCUCCCAAAACUGCGGCCCCCGUCCCUACCAGAGCCCCAACCAAACAGCCAGCUCGUCCCACUUCCACCACAACUACCACCACUACUACAACUACCUCCUCCGCCCCCCGGGCCCAGCCUCAGGGCCCUGACAGGUCCUCGGCCACUCACAGUCCACAGGAAACUGCUGUCACAGGUCAAAGUGGAUAUGUUGCCAUGCCCAAAGUAGCUGAGGCAUCACACCAUACUGCGCUCUACAUUGUCUUACCUAUCAGUGAGUAUUUUACCUUGUAGUAUCAGCAUAAUGUCUAGUACACUGAUAAAUACAGUAGGACUGUAGUAACCUACUGUCUGUUUAUGUAUUGAGUUACGUGUUGAUAUACACUGAGUGUAUAAAACUGCUCUUUCCAUGACAUAGACUGACCAGGUGAAUCCAGGUGAAAGCUAUGAUCCCUUAUUGAUGUCACUUGUUAAAUCCACUUCAAUCAGUGUAGAUGAAGGGGAGGAGACAGGUUAAAGAAUAGUUUUUAAGCCUUGAGACAUGGAUUGUGUACGUGUGCCAUUCAGAGGGUGAAUUGGCAAGACAAAAGUUUAAGUGCCUUUGAACGGGGUAUGGUAGCAGGUGCCAGGCGCACAGGUUUGAGUGUGUCAAGAACUGCAACGCUGCUGGGUUUUUCACUCUCAACAGUUUUCCGUGUGUAUCAAGAAUGGUCCACCACCCAAAGGACAUCCAGCCAACUUGACACAACUGUGGGAAGCAUUAGAGUCAACAUGGGCCAGCAUCCCUGUGGAACGCUUUCGACACCUUGUAGAGUCCAUGCCCUGACGAAUUGAGGCUGUUCUGAGGGCAAAAGGGGGUGUAACUCAAUAUUAGGAAGGGGUUUCUAAUGUUUCAUACACUCAGUAAAACAUAUAUCAUUGUAAAAGUUAAACUGGCUUUACCUACCAUUAUACUUGAUCAACAACAACAACAACAAUUUCAACAACAACAAGAACUGACCUUUGACCCCUCUUUCCAGUGAUGAUGAGCCUGAUGCUGUUUGGUGCAGUGAUGCUAUGGAGACACUGGAGGCUGAAGAACACCAACACCAUCCACUUUGACAACCCCGUGUACCAGAAGACCACCGAGGACGAGAUGCACAUCUGUAGAAACCACAGCCAGGACGGAUACACCUACCCACAGGUACAGUCACAGUCACCUAGCAACCCACCAAGCAACCCAAUCACUGUCUUAUUACUGUUGUAGACUACACUUAUCACCAGGGUUGGAGUUCAUUCCAUUUCAAAUCUCAUACAGUGUUAGGAUCAAUUCCAUUUCGAUUAAGUAAAAUAAAGGGAUGAAUUGCCCAUAGUUUUCCUAUGUGGACUUGCAAUCCACUUAAUAUCCUGAACUGAGUUGAAAUGGAAUUGACCCCAAUCCUGAAGGUGUUCUGCAGUGGCUAACUGAUAGCGUGUGACAGUUGAUUAUGUUAUAGCCUAUGAAAUACUGUAUGUAGCGGUUUUCAGUGUUGUGUGACUUUGUGUUUACAGUUAUUUUCUGUUUCACCUCACAGAGACAGAUGGUGAGCCUGGAAGAAGACCUGGCAUGACUAGUAGAUGAAGAAGAAGAAGUGGACAUGAAGAAUUCUAUUUAAAGAAAUGAAGAGAUUUUUAUAUGAAAAGAUGACAAACGAAAACGAUGGAGGUCAUUUUAACCCUAACGCUACUGCUGCUGACACGUCCUUUCCAAUCCCAUGAUGAUGACCUCAUCUCGAAUGACCUCAUUUCCUGGCUUCCUGUUCCGAAGAUUCCGUUCCGACCUCAACGCUGUGCCGCCAUCCAAGACGAAGAUGAAGGAAAAAAUAAACGAAAAAAAGAAGAAAAACUUGGUUGCCGUGUAAACCCAAAAACAAAAAUGUAUGGAAGAAGAAGAAACAUAGAAAUGGAAUCACACAAAAAAUGACUUGGUAGCGUUGUGGUUUCAAACAUGAGUGUGUGAGUGGACCACAACCCUGAAGAAAAAAACGUCUGGGGCCAUUUUGUCAAACAUCAGAAGGACUUGAAAAUGAAAGACACAGUAAAUGCACAGUUGGACUGUAGUCCUCCGUACUUUAAUAAUGUAAGAGCUCUUACCUAGGAGGCCUGGUCCCAAAUGUAUGUGUUUUCGGCUAACUCCUCGUCAGAGAGAAGUAUAAAUUGCUAAGCACAUAAAGUACAGAUUUGGUACCAGGCUAGGUCCUGGCCCUAGGCUCUUUGACACAUUGAAGUUUAGCCAAUGCAAAAUGACAACCAUCUAACACAGCUUCAACUUUGUUUGUUUUUGUUACAUAUCACUUAGCAGCUAUUUUGUAAAUGAGUGUACAUUUGGCUACUUACUGUAAAAUAGGCGACCUUUUGUUCUAAUGUUGCACAAGAUUGUGCAUAGCACUGUACAGAAGACGACCUACAUUUCCAACCCAUUUGAUUCUUGAGUUCAGUUUGAUCCCACUUCCGUUGUCAGCCUGACAAAAACUCAAGAGAACACAAUUUGCACGAUAUGAAGAAUGUGUUGAAGAUUGUGAGUUUAAAACAGGCUGCAGUCAAAUAGCUGUCUUGUCAUAUCUUUUGAACGUCACAAACGGUGGCUAGUGUGUAUGUUUAUGGUGUACUUGACAAUGGACAUUGAGACCUCUGGAUAGCCUUAUCAUCUGACAUUGCCACAUGCACGUGCCUAGUCACGUAGCACCAAACAUCACCACAUCCUAAAGUAGAGACUUUCCCAGGGGGGACAUUGAACUAUGGUGUGACACUAGUAAGAGUUAAAACGUGUGAGUUGUCGGCCCUACUCAGAGCUGAAACGUGUGAGUUGUCGGCCCUACUCAGAGCUGAAACGUGUGAGUUGUCGGCACUGCUCUGAGCUGAAACGUGUGAGUUGUUGGCACUGCUCUGAGCUGAAACGUGUGAGUUGUUGGCACUACUCAGAGCUGAAACGUGUGAGUUGUCGGCACUACUCAAAGCUGAAACUUUUGAGUUGUCG